AUGGCUAAUGAUGCGGCAGCUUGUGCCGAGAGGGCGACUAGUGAUAUGCUGAUUGGUCCUGAUUGGGCUAUCAACAUUGAGCUUUGUGAUAUCAUUAACAUGGAUCCUAGGCAAACAAAAGAUGCAUUGAAAGUACUUAAAAAGAAGCUAGGCCACAAAAAUCCGAAAAUUCAAACGCUCUCUCUUUUUGCACUGGAGACCCUUACCAAGAACUGUGGUGAGAAUGUGUUUCAACUGAUCAUUGAGCGUGAUAUCUUGAAUGAUAUGGUUAAGAUUGUGAAGAAGAAGCCAGAUUUGCAUGUUAGAGAAAAGAUACUUACUCUGAUAGAUGCAUGGCAAGAAGCACUUGGGGGGCCAACGGCUCGGUACCCUCAGUACUAUUCUGCAUACAAUGGACUAAGGGCUGCUGGGAUUCAAUUCCCACCCAGGGAAGAAAAUAGUGUGCCACUGUUCACUCCUCCCCAAACACAGUCAAUAGCACCACCACCUGUUGCGUACGAAGAUGCUGCAAUUCAGGCAUCUCUCGAGGCUGAUGAUUCUGGUCUUAGCUUACCCGAGAUUGAAAAUGCUCGUGGCGUAGCGGAAGUAUUAAUGGAAAUGCUUAGUGCCUUGGACUUUAAGAACCCUGAGGGUUUGAAGCAAGAAUUGAUCGUUGAUCUCAUUGACCAGUGUCGUUCCUAUCAUACACGAGUAAUGCUUCUUGUGAAUAACACAGCGGACGAGGAACUCCUUGCACAGGGACUGGCAUUGAAUGAUAACUUGCAGCGUGUCAUUAGCCGCCAUGAUGAUAUUGCCAAUGGAACUGCUGCUCAAGUUGGAUCUCAAAAGACAGAAGCCCCAUUGGUGCCACUUGUUAAUGUUAACCAUGAAGAUGAUGACUCAGAUGAUGAUUUCUCCCAGUUGGCUCAUAGAUCAUCGAGGGAGAACUCGCAUGGACAAGGCCGGAAGCCAGCCAGUGUCAGGACACCGCCACGUGGUGCCACUCCAUUCCUUGCUCCGCCACCUUCAUCGAAGAAGCCAGUGAGCUCAGAGGCUGCCGCGGUUGACUAUCUCAGCGGAGACCUGUAUAAAUCUGAAAGAGGAUCAUCCCUCGACGACACAUCAGAACCACCACCUUUCUCCGUGCCAGCUCAUCUCAGACCGCGCUCCUCCUCCCCUCCAUAUUCCCCUACGUCAUCUCCUCCACGGCCUCCACCUCCUCCACCUUUUCUAAAUUCCACACCUCCCAUGUUUGCCGGAAAGCCCAUAUUUGACGAGCCAGCUCCGCGGAGCAAAUCUCCUGAUCAGCUACCUCCAGCUCCAUGGGAAUCACCAUCCACUGUAAGUCUUCCACCCCCACCAGCCAGGCAUAAUCAGAGACAGCAAUUUUUUGAUCAAGCUGGUGGAAGUAGCGGUUCUGGUUCCUCUUAUGACAGCUUAGUUGGUCAAGCUCAGAACUUGUCUAUGAAUUCGUCUACUACACCGAAGAAGGAUGCAAAGCCAGAGGAUGUCCUGUUUAAAGAUCUUGUUGAUUUUGCGAAAGCCAAGUCGUCGAGGCCCCCCAGCGAUAGAUCAUUUUGA
Linum trigynum is the source of this 1560-nucleotide messenger RNA. Lineage: Eukaryota; Viridiplantae; Streptophyta; Magnoliopsida; Malpighiales; Linaceae. The record is from the annotation of a GenBank genome assembly.